AUGGCAGCACAGACUUCAAAGCGAAAUUCAAUAGAGAAAAGUAGGAAAGUACAUCCCAUUGACAGUUCAUCAAAUGUAUAAUGGCGAUAAGUUGAGUGGAAGUUCCGCGUACAAAUACGGGAUUUUUGUGUAAAACUCAAAGGAAAAUGCCAUAUACAUAUUGAAAAAGUGUCGUAGCCAGUGUAAUGCGCAAAAUGCGCUACUUUUGAAGUAAUCAGUUUAGCUCCGUUCGCGCGAAAGUCGGAAGAAAAAUUUUGUGUCUUCCCCCAUUUUUUCGUAUUUUAAUUGCCGUCUCUCUCCCUUUAUAUUACACUUGGACUGUUAUACACAAUUGUGUUUCAUGAGGUGGAUGUGCCAUUCAGCAGCAGCAACGAGGGAGGAAGACAAAAUCAGUUGUUUGCGAGUUUUUGGUGCGCUGAAAACUGGAAAUGGGUCGUGGACGGAGUACAGCAACAGCAGCGGCGAGCGCGGCUGCAACGACGGGUGCACCGGCUGCAACUAGAAGUGGUGUGAAAAGCGUGCAGCCUGUGGAGAAGAAUGGAAAGGACCAGGUAGCGCCGCCCCCCGAUGAAAGCGACGACAGCUCGCACGAUUCAGGCGUCCGCAGAACCCGCCGUAGCCUCCCAGUUUCAAAGGAACAAAACGCUAACGCGAUCAUACCAAAACAAACUGAUAAAGCUUCAAACAUACGAAGUCGUCUACGUAAAAGUACACAAUUAAAUCACACCGCUAGCUUAAAUUUAGUUGAAAAUAGAGUCCAGAAGAAUGUUAAUUUUAGUAGUAGUAAUAAUAGUGGAAUAGGAACUGACGAAUUAUUAGUUGUAAGCGAUGGUAUUUUAACGAGAUUUAAUGUUAAUCAUGAGAUAGCCACAAGCAAUAUCAAGAGUACAAUAGAAAGGACAUCUGAUGCAGUAGGCAACGAAAAUAUGAAUUUAGCAGAAAUUCCCGACGAGACUGAUAACGCGUCUUUAGAUACUGACACACUGACACCGGACUCUUCAUUGAUUCCUGACAGUAACGAAACGACUUGCAGUGCUGACGAUGAAGCCGAAAGUUCAGUUUUCAGUGAAGACUCACAAACUCGUAGCAGCAGUAUUAUAGCUGUAUCCCAGGAAGACAGUAACAGCAUGCAAACAUACAGUGUGGAUAAGCAAAGUGAACAAAAUUCUGUAGCGAAUGAAAACAGUUUAACAAAUAAGUGUUUAGUUACUACACAAGAUGCUUCCAAAAUUGAUAGAUCUUCGCGACGGUCCGUCACGCCCCGCUUACUUGAAGUCGAAGCAACAAAUUCAAAUCCAGCUCCCUUUCAAGCGGAAACCCCAAAGAAACCUGAAAAUACACCACCGCAUGAAACACCUGAUCCUGAAGAACGCUUACUAUCGUCGCCUGAUUUCUUCAACUUGCCGAAACCGAAGAUAGUCCGAACCUAUCAAAACAAACGAAAACAGAAAAUGGAAGCUUUGAAAACCCAAGCCGCUACCCAAGCAGCAGCAGCAGCAGAUGUUGAUAAAUUGCAGGUCAACUCAGGGACAGACAAAACAAACACUGAAAAGGAACCAGACAAGUCAAAAAAUGAGAAGGUGGUACCUGCGGAUCAACAGGAAGUCACAGAAUGUCGUCGAAGUCAACGACAACGAGUAAUAAAAUAUGACGUACGCGAUCUAUUUAAUAUGAAAGGAAGUCGAAAUCAAUCUGAUUCGAAAAAUUCGCGGAGUUCGCUUCCCUCACAAAAACUUUCCAGAGACUCGCCGCGAAGUGAUGUUAGCUCAAGCCCUCAAACUUUUAAAGGAUUCUCAGAUACAGACGACCCCUCUUCGCCCAUGUCAUGCACUAGAAGACCCUUAUCACGGCAAAGUAAUGCAACACCUACUCCCCCACCUUUUGAUCUUAAGGCAAAUGAAGCAUUUUCAAAAGUAGACACUUCAGAAAAAUAUUCAAAUCUCAGUAAAACACCAGAUGUCGACGAAUUUAAAGGAUCAAUACAAAUGAAUGAUACAGAUCAAAAUUCUUCUUCCUCUGGAAAAUCUCCUGUAACUACGGGUGAUAUGCUAACUCAACAACGCAUGAAAACUACAAAAGUUCCUCUCAAAAAGGAACCGCAAAAACCUAGUCGAAUAUUACCUCGUCGAAAAACAGUUUUGUUGAAUCGAUCAACUGAAGAGAUCGCAGAUUUACUUGACGAAUGCAUCAGUCAAGAUCAAUUUCCGUCGAGUAGUGCGAAAAGUCCUGAGCAAGCGAAAAGUAAAUCAAAAAGUUGUGAUGAACAUGAUUCGGGUCCUAAAGGUGUCCAUUCAGAGAAGGUAGGACUUUUCACUAACACUAAAACUGACGAGGUGAAAUCAAAUCUUUCUUUUGCUCAGGACACGAGGGAAGAUGAAAUAGGAAUCUCCUUCGCUUUUAAAAGUUCAAGUAUUCAAUGUGAUCUCGAGAAAAGUGAUACAGUGAAAUCAUUGGAAAACGUGCCUACAAUUUCCGAAAGUUCAUCAGAAGGAUCCACAGUUCCUUUGAAAAAUGACGUUACAACAGUUUCGAUGAAAGACCAAAAGAGUGAAGUGAUAGAAUUGAACUCGAUCGCAAUGGCUUCUAAUGAAUCACAACCGUCAACCGAUUGUCUUAUUGAAAAUGUGCAAGCAGAAGGUUCGAAAGAAAAUCUCGACACGCCAAAGCUCUGUGAAAGUACUCCAUCUGCAAUAAAAGACGAACAAAGGCGGGUUGAUUCACAAACCAAAAAAGGAAAGUCUUCUCCGGUUGGAAUCGAAGAAAAGUCGAAACAGAAUAGAAAAACAACGAAAUCCAAAUCCAGGAAACUUGAUUUAACGAUUGACAGUGAACCAAAAACUGAAAAUUCUGCAUCGAGAACAACCCCCAAAUCAGAACAAGAAGUAGUAAGGACCCCCGACUUAGAACAAAAAUCUGUGAGUAUUAAAGAAACUGCCGAAGCUGAAAAUCUAGGGAAUCUCAGUAAUGAAAAAUCGAGAAAAUCUACCAAAGCACAGACGCUUUCAAAGAACGGCAACAGUGUCAAUACCCCAGAAAAGUCUGAAACACUCGAAAAGAAAGAAAAAGUUACAAAAGACAAAGAGAAAGAGAGUGUCAAAACUCCGAAAUUCAUGAAAAAUUGA
This is a messenger RNA of Hermetia illucens (black soldier fly), 3122 nucleotides long. Its product is annotated as probable histone-lysine N-methyltransferase CG1716. The record is from RefSeq and is a predicted model, not a curated record. Bases 429 to 3122 code for a protein of 897 amino acids. Lineage: Eukaryota; Metazoa; Arthropoda; Insecta; Diptera; Stratiomyidae. The transcript is spliced from 4 exons.